This is a messenger RNA of Neomonachus schauinslandi (Hawaiian monk seal), 1189 nucleotides long. RefSeq names its product N-terminal EF-hand calcium binding protein 3 (gene NECAB3). The coding region runs from base 2 to 1078 and encodes 358 amino acids. The transcript has 13 exons. Gene Ontology annotation, molecular function: calcium ion binding. Gene Ontology annotation, cellular component: Golgi cis cisterna; endoplasmic reticulum; cytoplasm. The record is from RefSeq and is a predicted model, not a curated record. Gene Ontology annotation, biological process: regulation of amyloid precursor protein biosynthetic process. Lineage: Eukaryota; Metazoa; Chordata; Mammalia; Carnivora; Phocidae.
CAUGGCGUGUGCGGGGCUGCUCACCGUGUGCCUGAUCCGGCCGCCCGCGCCCGAGUCCCGGCGGCCCCCCGCGCCCCUGCCUGCCGCCGCCGGACACGCGCUCUUCCAGGACGUUUUCCGCAGAGCAGACAAGAAUGAUGAUGGUAAGCUCUCAUUUGAGGAAUUCCAGAAUUACUUUGCUGAUGGGGUUCUCAGCCCUGGGGAACUGCGGGAGCUGUUCAACGGCAUUGAUGGGCACUCCACCAACAAUUUGGAAACAGAGAGACUGUGUGACUAUUUCUCAGAACACCUGGGUGUCUACCGGCCCGUGCUGGCUGCCCUGGAGUCGCUGAACUGUGCGGUGCUCACUGCCAUGGACACCACCAAGCUGGAGUAUGAGCGGGCCUCCAAGGUGGACCAGUUUGUGACCCGCUUCCUCCUGCGGGAGACGGUGAGCCAGCUCCAAGCCCUGCAGAGCUCGUUGGAAGGGGCGUCAGAUACCCUGGAGGCCCAGGCCCGGGGCCCACGGUCAGACGAAGACAGUGUGGGGGUGCAGAGCAGGCCCCACGGCAGCCGGCGGGCAGGGCGCAGGGCCCUGCGGAGCAUCGGUCGGUCACCCACCUGGUCUCCUGGCUCCUCCGCCUCGGACACAGGGCAGAGCUCGGGAGCCGAGAUGCGGUGGCAGCUCCAGGUCAACCGUCUCCAGGAGCUCAUCGACCAGCUCGAGUGUAAGGCCCCCAAGCUGGAACCUCUGCACGAAGAGGAGCUUACCAAGGGGCCUGACUCGCACAUCCUCAUGGCCCAGAGGCAGGUGCAGGUGGCGGAGGAAGCCCUGCAGGAUUUCCACCGUGCCCUGUGCUGCUACGUGGACUUCACAGGGGCCCAGAGCCAUUGCCUGCAUGUGUCUGCCCAGAAGAUGCUGGACAAUGCCUCUUUCACCCUAUAUGAGUUCUGGCAGGAUGAGGCCUCCUGGAGAAGGCACCAGCAUUCCGCCUGUAGUAAGGCCUUCCAGCGCAUCCUCAUUGACUAUCUUCGGGCUCCGGACACCCUCACCACUGUGUUCUUCCCAGCCUCCUGGUGGAUUAUGAAUAAUAACUGAGCCUGACCUGCAUAAGUCAAGGCCCUGGAGCUUCUGGACUGGUCAACUCAGCACCAAGACCAAGGACGUGGCCACUCUUAGACCUGGGGCUGGGCUCUCAGAGGUGCCCCC